Molecule: messenger RNA, 2274 nt
Organism: Eremothecium sinecaudum
Lineage: Eukaryota; Fungi; Ascomycota; Saccharomycetes; Saccharomycetales; Saccharomycetaceae
Gene: UBP10
Product: ubiquitin-specific protease UBP10
Exons: 1
Coding region: 1-2274 (757 amino acids)
Cellular component (GO): nucleus; cytosol
Molecular function (GO): cysteine-type endopeptidase activity; cysteine-type deubiquitinase activity
Source: RefSeq, a predicted model, not a curated record
AUGUCCGUCACAGACGAUACUCUAAAACCUCUAGUAGAUAGAUUAGUAUCCCAACCAUUGCAAUUUAAAAAAGCUACAAUGAAGGACAAGGUCAUGGCAGAUAAUUCUUCGUAUAUCGUGAUUGGAAAUAAGGCUAGUGCUACUACUAGUAUUAUGUCAAAUAAUGGAACAGGUGAUAUAAAUUCCGUUAGGGAGGUUAACUUAGACGAUUCUAAUGGGUCUAAUUUAUCUCGCCGUAAGGUUCCUUCAUCUUUACAAGAAGCUUUACAGUUUUACGCAUCAAGUUCCACUACUAAUAAUAAUACUGUAAGAACAUCGGCUACAAAAAGAACUGAAAAUCAAGAUUUAGCAGAUACUGAGUAUCAAAUGACUUCAGGGGUUAAUGACGAGGAUAAUGAAGGUAUUAAGGUAAAUAAUGAAGCUUCUGAUAUGACUUUCGAUAGUGGUUUAAGUCGUGUUCGUUGUUCCGAUGAUGACGAAGAAUACUACGAAGCUAGGGAACAUCAACAAAGAGAUGAAUUUACAGAAAAACAAAGCAAUGGUUUAGAUCAAGAAAAUUGGGUAAAUUCGGAUGAAGAUGUUGGAGAAGAAAUGGAAUCCAGUAGUCAUUCAUCCACAGGAGAUUCUACUGUUUUACCAAGUGGUACAGUUGAAUCGUCAUCAUCUACAGAUGAAGACUACGAUCCUAGAAAGGAUGUCGAGAAAGAAGACGGAGAGGAAGAGGAGGAAGAGGAAAGUGACGGUGGUUCUGAUAUUAGCAUGUCAUCUCAGAAGUGUAUUUACUCAAAAAGUGUAGAUACGGAUGAUGAUGAUGACGAAGACGAAGAAGAGUCUGCAGCGUUGGGUAGUGGUGAUGAAGCGGUUAUUAGAAAAGGUCAUUCUACGGGCUUAGAAGCCAUUGAAGAAGAUGAGGAUAUCCUGAGGCAUAAGAAGGCGAGCCCAAAUAGGUAUAGCUCACCUACUCCUCCAACUACACUUUCUGAUAUAAGUGAUUUUUACCAGUGUAAUGAGAACGAAAAUGACAGGGGUACCAACAAACCUCACAGAAUUGUGAAAAACUGGGGCGCUAACCUCUCUUCCUCGAGACCUAAAGGAUUAUUGAACCAUGGUGUCACCUGUUAUCAAAACGCAGCAAUACAGGCUAUGUUACACAUACCUGCUCUUCAGCAUUACCUUUUUGACAUCAUACAAGGCAAGUAUAACGGAAUCAUCUCUCAGAACUCUGUCUCUCAAGUCUUCGCAGAAACCUCUAAGAGGAUGUGGGCCGCCGAAACCAACAGUGAUAAACCAUCUUAUAUAAAUCCGAAGAAGUUGAUCUCUAGAUUGGAAGACAUCAACUGUAUGAUGAGCGUGUGGAAUCAGGAAGACUCACACGAAUACUUCAUGUCCUUGAUGUCGCGUUUACAAGAAGAUUCCGUCCCUCGUGGUCAUAAGAUGACUGAAUCUAUCAUUUAUGACAUAUUUGGGGGCAUGUUACAACAGCGAGUGGAAUGUAAGUCAUGCGGCGGGGUAUCUAUCACCGAGCAGCCUAUCUACGAUCUAUCAUUGCACUUAAAGGGGAAGAAAUUAACAAAGAGCGAUGACCAGUCGAUCGGUGAGGGCGGCAACCAGCAUAGCUCAAACUGCUCGACAGUGAACGGUGAAGACGCGCCUAUGCCGAAACGCCGCUACUCUAUCGAAAAGUCGAUUAGGGACUUCUUCAACGCAGAGUUAAUUAAAAAAGUUGACAACAAGGAAGGAUAUGUGUGUGAGAAAUGUAAAGCAACCACAAAUGCAAUUAAGCGUAACAUGAUCUUAAGGGCACCAGAAACGCUGCUAGUCCACUUGAAAAAGUUCCGGUUUAAUGGCACCUCAUCUUCGAAAAUGAAGCAGGCAGUUUCCUAUCCGAAAUUCAUGGAUUUAACGGAGUACUGCGUUGACUCUGAGAAGUCUCUCCCUGUGAAAUACGAAUUAAUCGGUGUUGUUGUGCAUGAAGGCCGCUCUCUGUCUAGCGGGCAUUAUAUUGCUCACUGUAAGCAACCUGAUGGUACCUGGGCAACAUACGAUGACGAGUACAUCAAUAAAAUAACGGAAAGAAAUGUUCUUAAAGAGGUCAAUGCUUACUAUCUGGUAUACACAAGAUUGACACCAAAAGCUGUGAACUGGACCCCUUUAGAAGAUUCCGCGCAAACGUCCGCCAUAAGCACCGCAUCUAUAGCUUCUGCCGAUAACAAUGCUAACAACCGGAAGAAACAUAAACAUAAGAGCAAGAAGAGAAAACUAAACAAAAACUAA